Molecule: messenger RNA, 770 nt
Organism: Capsicum annuum
Lineage: Eukaryota; Viridiplantae; Streptophyta; Magnoliopsida; Solanales; Solanaceae
Product: PRA1 family protein D
Exons: 1
Coding region: 116-625 (169 amino acids)
Biological process (GO): vesicle-mediated transport
Cellular component (GO): Golgi apparatus; endoplasmic reticulum
Source: RefSeq, a predicted model, not a curated record
ACCAUAAAUCCGAGUUUUUUCUACCUAUAAAACCCAAUUGACUUCACUUGUUCUUUGUUCUACAUUUACCGAAUUAGCUCCGAAUUUCCGACCCGAAAAAAAUUCAAACUUUUCGAUGUCUUCUCCGCCGCCGGACGCCGUAACAACCUCCACUACCGCCGUCAAACCUUGGCCAUUAUUCCUCGACAUCGCCGCCCUCAGCCUCCCAAUCUCAUUCUCCGACGCAACAUUUCGGAUCAACAAAAACCUCCGUUACUUCGCCGGUAAUUACGCGCUAAUCACUCUCGCAAUUCUACUAAUCUCCUUAAUUGUCCGUCCAAUUUUACUGGUGUUAUUCCUACUCAUCGUCGUUGGUUGGAUUUACCUCUACUUCUCACGUAACAAUGAGCCGUUGGAGCUAUUCGGUUACGAUAUCGAUGAUAAGUUCGUGUUAGGGUUUUUGAGUUUGGUGACGAUUGUUGGGGUGCUUGUUGGGAAGAUUUGGAUGAAUAUUUUCGUUUCGAUUGGGUUUGGAAUUGUGAUAACGUGUAUUCAUGGUGGACUCAGAGCUCCGGAGGAUCAGGAGGAUUCACCGUAUGGUGCGUUGUUAUCGGAGAGUCCUAGAGGGAGUUAUACUAUUGUUUGAGAUGAUUGAUGUAGGUAAUUUCUUUUUUCUCAUUGAAAUGUGGUUGAAUUUUAGGGGAACUUGUGUUGGUUAUUGUAACUAGUAUUGUUUAAUUGAUGAAAUUCUCGAAAUGCGGAGAGUUGAAUGCACGAAAUAUUCCGGAUUU